AACUUCAAAAUCCCACCGAAAGCCCUCAAGAGUGGUACGUUGCCCUUUCGUUUAUAAGUUCUCUCCUGGCACCUCGCGCGACUUGUCUUCGUGUGUAAGCGCGGUCUUGUGGAGACUUCCAGAACCCAAGAAUUCAAUCUGUGAUCUUUUCCUUGGAUCACUUUGAAGGUUCUAUUUUUUUCUUGACAGACUGACUGUUUUUGACACAUCGGUUCAAUCUCUUGCAAGAUGAGCGUUGUUGGUUUUGAUUUUGGUAACGAGAGCUGCAUUGUAGCUGUUGCAAGGCAGCGAGGUAUUGAUGUUGUUCUCAAUGAUGAAUCCAAGCGGGAAACUCCAGGUAUUGUCAGCUUUGGGGACAAGCAGCGCUUUAUUGGGACAGCUGGGGCAGCGUCCAUUAUGAUGAACAUCAAGAAUUCAAUCUCUCAGAUUAAGAGAUUGAUUGGGCGGAAAUUCUCUGAUCCUGGAUUGCAGAAGGAUCUUCAGUCAUUGCCAUUUUCUGUAGUAGAAGGGCCUGAUGGAUUUCCUUUAGUUAACGUGCGCUACCUGGGUGAAGUAAAAACGUUUACCCCAACUCAGGUGUUGGGGAUGCUAUUUUCAAAUCUUAAAGGUAUUGCUGAGAAAAAUCUCAACUCAGCAGUGGCUGACUGCUGCAUUGGAAUCCCAGUUUAUUUCACUGAUCUUCAGAGAAGGGCUGUAUUGGAUGCAGCUACAAUUGCUGGGUUGCAUCCCCUUCGAUUGAUACACGAAAUGACUGCAACAGCCUUGGCUUAUGGUAUAUAUAAAACUGAUUUGCCUGAAAAUGACCAGUUGAAUGUGGCAUUUGUUGAUAUUGGACAUGCAAGCAUGCAAGUGUGCAUUGCAGGCUUUAAGAAGGGGCAGUUGAAAGUGUUGGCCCAUUCAUCUGAUCAGUCUCUUGGUGGCAGAGAUUUUGAUGAGGUAUUAUUUCAUCACUUUGCAGAAAAGUUCAAGGAUGAGUACAAAAUAAAUGUUUAUCAGAAUGCAAGGGCUUGUCUUAGGCUCCGAACUGCGUGUGAGAAGCUUAAGAAAGUUCUUAGUGCAAACCCUGUGUCACCUUUGAACAUAGAAUGUUUGAUGGAUGAGAAGGAUGUGAGAGGAAUCAUUAAGCGGGAGGAAUUUGAACAAAUAAGCAUUCCUAUAUUAGAACGUGUGAAAGGACCUUUGGAGCAAGCUCUUGCAGAAGCUGGUCUUACCAUUGAUAAUAUUCACAUAGUUGAAGUUGUUGGUUCAGGUUCUCGUGUGCCAGCAAUAAUUAAAAUAUUGACCGACUUCUUCAAGAAGGAGCCUAGGCGUACUAUGAAUGCAAGUGAGUGUGUUGCUAGAGGUUGUGCCCUUCAGUGUGCAAUCCUGAGUCCCACAUUUAAAGUGCGAGAAUUUCAGGUAAAUGAGAACUUCCCAUUUUCCAUAGCUCUCUCCUGGAAAGGUGCUGCUUCAGAUUCUCAAAAUGGAGCAGUGGACAAUCAGCAGAGCACUGUUGUUUUCCCUAAGGGGAAUCCCAUACCCAGUGUCAAGGCUCUUACAUUUUAUAGGUCUGGCACUUUUAGUGUUGAUGUUCAUUAUACUGAUUCUGAUCAGCAAGCAAAGAUCAGUACAUACACGAUUGGUCCUUUUCAAACUUCAAAAGGUGGAAGGGCAAAGGUGAAGGUGAAGGCUCGACUUAAUUUGCAUGGAAUUGUUUCUGUUGAAUCAGCAACAUUGUUAGAAGAGGAGGAAAUAGAGGUUCCAGUCACCAGAGAACAGUCAGCUAAAAUGGAGACUGAUGAAUCUCCUGCUGAUUCUGCGGCUCCUCCCAGUUCUAAUGAGAACGAUGUUAACAUGCAAGAUGCCAAGGGAAACACAGAUGCUGGAGCUGAAAACGGCAGUGUAGAGUCAGGAGACCAGUCUGUGCAGAUGGAGACGGAUUCCAAGGUUGAAGCACCGAAGAAGAAGGUAAAGAAAACCAACAUCCCCGUGGUAGAAUUGGUUUAUGGUGGAUUGGCAGCAGCUGAUGUCCAAAAGGCAGUGGAAAAGGAGUUUGAAAUGGCUUUACAGGAUCGGGUAAUGGAGGAAACCAAAGAGAAGAAAAAUGCUGUCGAGGCAUAUGUGUACGAAAUGAGAAACAAGUUGCACGAUAAAUACCAGGAAUUCGUCACUGAUUCACAAAGAGAAGAGCUUUCUGCCAGACUUCAGGAGGUUGAAGAUUGGCUGUAUGAAGAUGGGGAGGAUGAAACAAAGGGAGUCUACAUUGCAAAACUUGAGGAGUUGAAGAAACAAGGUGACCCGAUAGAGGAGCGUUUCAAAGAGCACACGGAGAGAGGAACUGUGAUUGAUCAACUUGUUUACUGCAUCAAUAGUUACAGGGAAGCAGCAGUGACAGCAGAUCCAAAAUUUGACCACAUCGACAUCUCUGAGAAACAGAAGGUGUUGAAUGAAUGUGUGGAAGCAGAGGCCUGGUUAAGAGAGAAGAAACAGCACCAAGACUCGCUACCUAAACACGCUACACCUGUCCUCUUUUCUGCUGAUGUGAGAAAGAAAGCUGAAACACUCGACAGGUUUUGUAGACCAAUAAUGACGAAACCCAAGCCAGCUGCUCCCGAAACACCUCCCCCAGCUCCUCAAGGCAGUGAGCAGCAACAGGGAGAUGCCAGCGCUAGCGCAACCCCGAAUGGAAAGGCAGGCGGUGAGACUGAGGUGUCCUCAGCCUCUACAGAUCAGAUGGAGACAGAAAAACCUGAACCUACAAGUGCUGCUUAAUCUCUUCUGCUGGGAUGCCUUGCUUAAUCACUUAUUUAUUGCGAACUGUUGUGGAGCUGGAAAAAAAUGAAAUGUGUCGAUGAAAGCUUGCCCAUGUAUGUGACCUGUGAAAUCAGUUGUGAAGCGUUUUGUAUUUUGUUGUUUUUGCUAGGGUUUUCUUUUAUUGCCGGAGCGAGUAUUCGCCAUCAAUCCGGUUUCUCAAAAGCAAAAUUUUCAGAGAAAUGUUGAGGCUAUUACUCAUCUUUCCUGCGCUACUUUCUAUACCAUUUUGAACUCCAAAAGAAUUAUUAAAUGUAUAAUUUUUGCUCA
Molecule: messenger RNA, 3060 nt
Organism: Cucurbita moschata (crookneck pumpkin)
Lineage: Eukaryota; Viridiplantae; Streptophyta; Magnoliopsida; Cucurbitales; Cucurbitaceae
Product: heat shock 70 kDa protein 15-like
Exons: 10
Coding region: 229-2751 (840 amino acids)
Biological process (GO): protein folding
Cellular component (GO): nucleus; cytosol
Molecular function (GO): ATP-dependent protein folding chaperone; ATP binding
Source: RefSeq, a predicted model, not a curated record